This is a messenger RNA of Monodelphis domestica (gray short-tailed opossum), 3211 nucleotides long. It is a transcript of the gene WASF1, whose product is annotated as WASP family member 1. The record is from RefSeq and is a predicted model, not a curated record. Gene Ontology annotation, cellular component: SCAR complex; cytoskeleton; lamellipodium. Gene Ontology annotation, biological process: positive regulation of Arp2/3 complex-mediated actin nucleation; actin cytoskeleton organization. Gene Ontology annotation, molecular function: Arp2/3 complex binding; protein kinase A regulatory subunit binding; actin binding. NCBI's taxonomy places the organism in Eukaryota, Metazoa, Chordata, Mammalia, Didelphimorphia, Didelphidae.
UGGGGAAGCGCGGCUUUCAGGCUGGUGGGGUGUGUUGGGGGUUGGGUUUCCAGCAUCCUCCAAGGAUACACCCGGAUACCCAAGCCAGGGAAGGAAAUGGAGAGUCUUUUCAUUCGAUCACCCCACUGGGGGAUAACCCUUCUAGUGGAAAGUUAGGGAAGGGAACUUGGAGGGGAAAAGGAGAGGGAGCGUUGAUAUCCCCCCCUAUUUCACGCUCCCAUUUCUCUCUCCCAUUUGUGGUGCUCCGCGCGCUCUAGUUUGGGGGCGGGGUGGAUGCUCGCGGUGUUGUUCGCUCGUGCUUCUUGCACUGGGUUACUCCUGAAAGAGCUGGAGCUGGAGUUCUUGCAGGUUAAGGGAAGGGAGGGGGUGGGCCGGGUCGGGUUCAGCUGGGUUGCUUGGAACUGGGAUCCAAGGAGCUACCCCCCACCCCGGGCCCGGCACUACUCAGGGCUCUUGGAGGAAUCGGCUGCAGGAGGAAUAGCAAGCAGCAUCUGAAGGCAUGAAGGAGGUGUAAGGCGAGAGCCCCUCGCCUCCCCCCCACCCCCAGUUUUACGUUACGAGCCUACGUUGGACUCUAUGUGUCAGUCAUCCAAGGACCAGCCUUGUUAAGGCUCAGAGAAAUUCAGUAACCCAAGGCUAUUGAUCAGGAUUCCCAAAGUUAUUGAAGUUUGAUGCUUGUGGCAGAGUUGGGAUUGAUACAUCCACCUGGUGUGUUGUCAGACAUUCUGUGGCUUGGUGGCAGGUGAGCUGACACAUAGAUUCAUCUCGGGAUGCCAUUAGUAAAGAGAAAUAUUGACCCCAGGCACCUGUGCCAUACAGCAUUGCCCAGAGGCAUUAAGAAUGAACUGGAAUGUGUAACCAAUAUCUCCUUGGCAAAUAUAAUUAGACAACUAAGUAGUCUGAGUAAAUAUGCUGAAGAUAUAUUUGGAGAAUUAUUUAAUGAAGCACACAGUUUUUCCUUCAGAGUCAACUCUUUACAAGAGCGGGUAGACCGUUUGUCUGUCAGUGUUACACAACUUGAUCCCAAGGAAGAAGAAUUGUCAUUACAAGAUAUCACCAUGAGAAAAGCUUUCCGGAGUUCUACAACCCAAGAUCAACAGCUGUUUGACCGAAAGACUUUGCCAAUUCCAUUACAAGAAACUUACAAUGUUUGUGAACAGCCUCCACCUCUCAACAUACUCACUCCUUACAGAGAUGAUGGUAAAGAAGGUUUGAAGUUUUAUACCAAUCCUUCAUAUUUCUUUGAUCUAUGGAAAGAAAAAAUGAUACAAGACACCGAAGACAAAAGGAAGGAAAAGAGAAAGCAGAAGCAGAAGAAUCUAGAUCGACCUCUCGAACCAGAAAAAGUGCCAAGGGCACCCCAUGACCGGAGGAGAGAAUGGCAAAAGUUAGCCCAAGGACCCGAGCUUGCAGAAGAUGAUGUGAACCCCUUACAUAAGCCAAGUGAAGUUGCUAAUGGCCCAGCCUCUCAGUUUGAACCAAGACCUCAGGCAUAUGCGGAUCAUAUGGAUGCCUCUUAUUCACUUUCUGCAUUACCCUUUAGUCAGAUGAGUGAACUUCUAAACAGAGCUGAGGAAAGGGUCUUAGUGAGACCACAUGAGCCACCCCCACCUCCUCCAAUGCAUGCAGCAGGAGAUGGAAAACCUGCACCUACUUGUAUCAGCUCUGCUCCAGGCUUGGUAGAAAGCCGGCCGCAGUCUCCAGCCACAGGCAGAACAGCGGUGUUCGUGAGCCCCACACCCCCACCUCCUCCACCUCCUCUUCCGUCUGCCUUGUCCACUACUUCAUUAAGAGCUUCAAUGACUUCAACCCCUCCCCCUCCAGGACCUCCCCCACCUCCACCUCCAGCUGCUGCUCUUCCGGCUCCAGCAGUGCCGCCCCCGCCAGCUCCUCUACAGAUCGCACCUGGAGUCCUUCACCCAGCUCCUCCUCCGAUAGCGCCGCCUCUGGUGCAGCCCUCCCCGCCAGCCACUAGGGCUGCCCCCGCCUGUGAAACUGUGCCCGCCCACCCACUGCCCCCAGGGGAAGCGCAAGGGCUGCCCCCGCCCCCCCCGCCGCCGCCCCUGCCCCCGCCGGGCGGCGCGCGGCCGGCGUCCCCGGUCCCCGUCGCAGCUCUUUCUCAUCCUCUCUCCGGAGUUCACCCGCCCCCCUCCGCUGCCCCCGGGCCUCACGUUCCGUUAAUGCCGCCUUCCCCUCCGUCACAACUUGUUCCUGCUCCCGAGCCGAAGCGCCAUCCGUCCACCCUGCCAGUAAUAAGCGAUGCCAGGAGCGUGCUUCUAGAAGCGAUACGGAAAGGUAUUCAGCUACGAAAAGUCGAGGAACAGCGUGAACAAGAGGCUAAGCACGAGCGCAUCGAGAACGACGUGGCCACCAUCCUGUCCCGCCGGAUCGCCGUGGAGUACAGCGAUUCUGAGGAUGACUCGGAGUUUGAUGAAGUGGAUUGGCUGGAGUAAAGAACCAUCCCUGGAGAUGCGACCCAACGGAAUGCAACGUCCGCCGUGGUGCUUGAUCUUUGAGAAUGGUUGAUCAUGACUAGCGUUCUGUAUUUUUUCCCCAUUAAUCCUUUUUUUUUAAAUCCCAUUUUUCAGUUUACAAGAAAACUAGCACAUCUUUCAAGCUAAGUGUUUCACGGUGGCUUUUCUUACAAUUUUUUUUCCCAAAAGACCAUACUUUGUCCAUAUAGACCACUAAGUAUUAAGCAUGGGCAGCUUUUGCUAGAGUAGCCAAUUCAAAGGUUUUUUUGUUUGUUUUUUUAACAUCUUAAUUGUGCACUUUGUGAAUUUUAAGUUAAUGAAGGUAACUGAGAUUGAAAUUCCAAGGGCAGCUGUAUGUGUUAAUGAGCCUUACUCCAUUUUAAUCAAUUGCAAGAAAUGCAUUAAAUCUGUCAAAAGAUCACUACCUUGAUUCUGUGAGUUCACCGAGAAAGGACUAUAGUUUGUAGUACUGAGUACACUUCAAGAAAAGAGAAUGCUUGAGCUUUUUUUAUCUUUUUUGUUUGUUUGUUUUUAAAUAAUUAUGGCCUUAUAUUUGAAUGGUUAGCCGUCCCCCUUCCCCUGGCACUCCAACCCUUAAUAUACAUAUUGUGUGUGGUACUAUUUGCCUGCCUAUUUCGAUUUUUUCAUGUGAAAUAUUCUGACUGAAACAUAUUGUGUAACUUAUGUAACUGUUAAGAAUAAUAGUCUGAUUUAAUAAAUGGUUCAUUUUAAAUGUU